GUUAAGCUGCGCGGCAGACAACAACCACCACCCUCCAGUUUCACGUCUUGCAAGGCCCCCCUUUACUUCUCACACAGUCUUCCCCGUUGACCUGCAUCUCUUCUCUGGUGGCGCAAACUAUGUUUUGCUGACUAUCCCAUCCAUGGCUUUGGAUCUGGCAUGCGCUGAGAUCCCUUAAAAGAGGCGUCCCGACCGACGUCAUCAUGGACCAGGAUGCAGAAAACAGCAGCAGCAGCAGACGACCACCACUCGCAGAUCGAGAUCGAGAGGCCACCGACAAUGAGAACAACAGACGUACAAGUCACCGGUUACGAUCUACAUCUACAUCUACACCUUCUGCCAUUCCGGUCGCAGAUUUGAACUCGAGCCGAUCCGACCUUCCUAGUGCCGCUUCCGUCUCGGUUUCAAACGCGAGCCGCAACGUACCUCUCAUCCAUCGAGAUGACUGGGCCAGCGACCUCCCUGAUACCGAACAUAUACGCUUCUUCAAGGAAACAGAUUGGGCUGCGACUCGAUUGGGAGCUUUGUCAACAUGGGGAAUUGCAUUGCGACUGCACACCAUGACGGUAAUGGCCGACUCACAGGCUGGCUGCGUUUAUUGGGGUCCCGAGCACGUUGCAAUCUACAAUGAAGCUUUUAUGCCACUAGCAGGAAAGACUCACCCCAAAUUGAUGGGCAGUAGCUUUCAAGAAGGCUUUCCGGAGUUAUGGAGUGCAAUGAAAUCAGUGUUCGAGGGAGCAAAACAAACUCGAGCCGCUGUAGACGUGGUGGAGAUGGAGAUGUUUGUCGAACGGAAUAGCUUCACUGAGGAGACAUAUUUUUCUGGCAACUUUGUCCCGAUCAGAGGUGACGAUGGAAUGAUCGAGGGCUUUCAUAACGCUGUGUUCGAGAUUACCAGGAACAAGAUCGAUAAGCGACGACGAACAAUGUUGAACUCGAUGCAAGUACCCGACGGACGCAGUACCCGCCGAUUAGCCAGUUUCGUGAUGCCGGCACUAGAAUCUAACCCAAAGGAUUUCAGCAUGGCUAUGCUCUACACAGCCGACGAAGAUACGGUUCCAGACUCAAUCGUCCUACGGCUUCGAGGAAGUAUUGGAGUUCCGACCCACCACCCACUUUCGAAGGAAUACUUAAGUCUUGAAAGUGAUGAGGGCAUUGUGCCUCUCUUACGACAAGCCCGAUGGAGAAUGGCCACUGUCCCAGUUGAUGAGAGACUGGAUGGUAUUGAAUGGCAAGGCUUCGGAGAGGCGCCGAAGUCUAUAAGCAUUCUUCCUAUCCAAGAUACCAAGAGACUAUUUGGUUUCCUUGUGGUUGGUACGAAUCCGCGAAGACCUAUCGAUGAUGAUCACUUCCAAUUCAUGCGAGAUGUAUCAUCUAUCACUUACCAGAUUACUGCUGCAAUCCUUAGCGCCGAAGAGACUCUCACGAGAGAAGCACGACUUCUGAAGGAGAUUGAAGAGAGUACCAGGCUCCGUCGGUAUAUGGCUGAGAAUGCGUCUGUGGGGAUGCAAUAUAUCUCACCUGAUGGUCGAACUCUCUGGGCAAACGACGAGUACUAUCGACUGACCGACCAUCCACGCGAUCGUGAAACUCAAUACAAGUUAUCCUUCAUUGAUGUGUUCAUUGAGGAGGACAAACCUCGAGCACGGGACGUAUGGCGCCGGUUACUUAGUGGCGAGACGAAGGUCACAGCAGAUUUACGUGCAACAAAGAUAUUCACGCCGCCAUACGGUGAACCUGAACCAGUCACUAUAUUGGCCCAUUCAUUCCGUGUCGAAGAGAAUGGCGAGUUGAAGUCCAUAAUGGCAUUCACUACUGAUAUCAGCGCAUUCAAGUGGGCACAAGCUUCAGAGGCGAGAAAAGCGGCCCAAGCUGAGGAAGCGAAGAGGCAACAAGAGGAAUUUAUCGACUUUGUGUCUCACGAGCUUCGAAACCCUCUCUCUGCGAUUUUCCAAUUAGCCGAGACCAUUAUCACCUCGUUCCCAGCUGGAGAACGUGCUUCUAUGUCGAAGGACGAUCUAAUAGCUGCGCUUCAAGGAAACAUCGACAAUGCCAAUACCAUCCUGAUGUGCGCCAAGCAUCAAAAACGCAUUGUUGAUGAUGUCCUUACGCUGUCCAAGCUCGAGUACACAAUGCUCUCAGUUUCUCCUCGACCUGUUCAGCUACCAAAUUUGGUCUGCAAAUGGAUGAAGAUGUUUGACUCCCAACUUCUCUCCAACAAUAUCAAAGCCUCCAUUAUCCCUAACUCGUCUAUGCUCGAGCAUAAAGUUAAUUGGGUUCUUUGCGACGAGUCUCGAGUUCAGCAAAUUUUCAUCAACUUGAUGACAAACGCCAUCAAGUUCACCAAGUCGGAGACUCGAAGAGAGAUAACUGUGGAGUUUGGUGCAGUCCCAUCCGAUCCUAGGAGUGCCUUCUCGGACAAGAUAUGUUGGGCUCAGACUCAUCGCGAUAUGGAAGAUCUCACCCGAAGUGCUGAGUGGGGGCUUGGUCAACCAAUCUACUUCACACUGUCCGUUACAGAUACCGGUAUUGGCAUGUCAGAUGAUGAAAUCGAGAGGCUCUUUGGUCGAUUUGAACAAGCCAAUGCUAGAACCACCAUCAAAUAUGGGGGCUCCGGACUAGGUCUGUUCUUGUCCCAGAGAUUAACAGAGAAGCAAACAGGAGAGAUUGGUGUGGCUUCUGAACCCGGCCACGGAUCUACCUUCGCUUUUUAUGUCAAAUCUCGUCGUACAGAAGAGCCACUCGCAAUUACAGCUUCCUCUCCUGGACGAGUUGCAUUGCCGGUCCGCGCCUUAACUUCGGCUACUCUUCCUGUUCCUUCCACCACCUUCGAAUCUCCGAAAGUCAACCUCGACAAUAUACACGUUCUCCUUGUCGAAGAUAACGACGUUAAUCAAAAGGUCGUAUCAAGACAAUUACAGAAGGCAGGCUGUGUAGUGUACAUCGCCAACCACGGUGUCGAGGCACUCUCCAUUCUCCGAGAAAGCGAUCUCUGGUUUGAGCCUUCCCAAUCCUCGACAUCGACAUCGACUUUCACGCCCAAGCACAUCGACAUCAUCCUGAUGGACUGGGAGAUGCCAGUAAUGGACGGCCUCACGUGUUCGAGAGAAAUUCGAACAUUACAAGCACAGAAGAAGAUCGUCCGACACGUCGACAUUAUCGCCACGACGGCGAACGCGCGGGACGAGCAGAUUUCGGUUGCGUUGGAGAGCGGGGUGGAUGAGGUGGUUAGCAAGCCGUUCAUGGUGGCGGACUUGCUGGUGAGGAUCCGAGAGCGGUUGAGCAUGCCGCUGCGGAUGGCGGUGGAGAGGGCGGUCACGGCUCCAGUUCCGUAGAUUGGGGGGCCGUUAGAUGACGAUAACGAUGAUGAUGAUGAUCGAUGAUACCCAUGUUCUGUAGAUAAUAGGAUAUUCCUCGGCGAGAGAGCCGAGAUGAGAUGAAUGCAUCAGAGACUU
Messenger RNA from Mollisia scopiformis, 3455 nucleotides. RefSeq lists its product as uncharacterized. Bases 204 to 3335 code for a protein of 1043 amino acids. The record is from RefSeq and is a predicted model, not a curated record. Gene Ontology annotation, molecular function: phosphorelay sensor kinase activity. Lineage: Eukaryota; Fungi; Ascomycota; Leotiomycetes; Helotiales; Mollisiaceae. Gene Ontology annotation, biological process: phosphorylation; phosphorelay signal transduction system. The transcript is spliced from 3 exons.